Messenger RNA from Pieris brassicae (large cabbage white), 1486 nucleotides. It is a transcript of the gene Gos28, whose product is annotated as Golgi SNAP receptor complex member 1. Gene Ontology annotation, molecular function: SNAP receptor activity. Gene Ontology annotation, cellular component: cis-Golgi network; Golgi membrane; SNARE complex. The transcript has 6 exons. Gene Ontology annotation, biological process: endoplasmic reticulum to Golgi vesicle-mediated transport; vesicle fusion. The coding region runs from base 165 to 851 and encodes 228 amino acids. The record is from RefSeq and is a predicted model, not a curated record. Lineage: Eukaryota; Metazoa; Arthropoda; Insecta; Lepidoptera; Pieridae.
UCGAAGAAUGAGUUUGAUGACGAUAUGUUUUUGUGGAUCCGAAUAGCAAUUGAUAAAUUUUUAUUUUAUUAUUAAUUAUUAUUGUCGCUGUUAAUUGGUCUGAUUGGUGUGUUAACUUAAAUUUGCUCAUCGAAUUGAGGAACUCUUGAGACUAUUGCUUCACUAUGUCCAAUAUAGGAAGUUCUUCCUGGGAAGAACUAAGAAAACAGGCACGACAACUUGAAAAUGAUAUUGAUGUGAAACUAGUAGCAUUCAGCAAAUUAGGAGUGAGCUCAACAUCAUCUCGACUUAGUUCAGAAAGUGUUCCAUUGAUCAACAGUGACGACAUGUUCGACACCAUAUCCAUGGAGCUCCAACAAAUGCUUACGAAGCUAUCUGCAAUUAAUGACAAAAUGGCAGAUAUAGCUCCAGGAGGGGCAGCUACAAUGCACACAUUGAAGAGACAUAGAGAAAUCCUUAUGGACUAUCAGCAAGAGUUUUCUAAGACUUCUGCUCGAGUAAAUGCAAGAAGAGAACGUGAGGAAUUAUUACGAGGCGGCAGUCCAACUCCCAGUACCUCAAUGGGACUAAGCAGGCGAGAUCAGUAUGCCAAAGAAGCUAAUCAUUUGCAUAGUUCACACAUCCUGGUUGAUGAACAGUUAAACAUAGCAAUGGAAGCUCGGGAGCAUCUCACUUCACAAAGGCAAGUCUUCAAACAGAUGCAGACUAGGUUCAAUGACAUAACAAACAGGUUUCCAAUGUUGAACAGCCUUAUGUUCAGGAUAAAUGCUAAAAAACGAAGAGACUCUCUCAUCAUUGGCGGAGUUGUGGGCAUCUGUACAUUCCUUCUUCUCUUAUAUGCAUUCCAUUAAAAAAAUAUACGGAGUCCUUAAGGAGCUGAUAAACAAAUGCGGAUUCAACAUGGAGAAUAGUUUUGAUUCCCAGUGAAACAAUAAUUAUUUAAUUGUGGUAAUUCUUGUAUUAAUAUUUUCGUGCGGCAUAUUGAUCCCUUGGCGUUACGAAGAGAUGUGGGGUCGCUUUGCAUAUUCUAUUGCAUUUAACAUGGAGAUUGUUCAGAGGGGUUGUCUAAUAAGUGCAUCUGAGUUUCAUUAUUGGACGUCAACGCAGCAUACAAGAUACCAUCCGUAUCACCUCGACGUCCGUCGUUCCACAACGGAGCGUUUCUUAAGUCAUUGUAGCCGCGCACCACUACUAUGUAGAACCAGCUGCCCACUGAAGUAUUUCCGAACCAAUUCGACUUAAGGUCCUUCAAUAAAAGAGCGUACCAAUUCUUCAAAGGCCGGCAGCGCGCUUGCGAGCUUUCUGGCAGUGCCAGUGUGCAUGGGUGGCAGUAUCACUUAACAUCAGAUGAGCCUCCUGCCCGUUUGCCUCCUAUCCUAACAUAAAAAAAAAUAGCUUUGUUAUUUUAAUCCUAGGUUAACAAUUAACCAUGACGCAUACUUUAAAAUACAUGAUAUCGAAAAUAUCCAUGCACUAUAACAUUACA